AUGUUUACCUCACAACAAUCUACGAGCGUUUCUUCUAAUUCCACGACUGUUUCUCCUGGGCCAUCGAGUGUUUCUACUGGCCCGCCCACUGCCCUUAUACCAGAAACACCCCAUGCUUCAUUGACUUCUCACGAGAAACGACUGAGUGUAGCUUUAGAAGCACUACUCAACCACAAUAUUCCGGUCAUGGAAUAUGGCUCGCAAAUACUAUAUCGAUGGGGGUGGGCAGAAGUCCUUCUGACCGUUGAAUGGGCAGUGCCUGAUGAGCUCCUUGCAUUUGCCUCACGGGUGCUCACCGAGAGUGGCUUUCCUUGGACCCCAGUACCUAAGCGCUACAACCCAAUCCUCGGUGGGUGGGAAGACCUGUGCGAGCAUCAUAUCAGAGACGCUGCUGGCAAAUAUUACAUCCGUCUCUAUGGUCUUUCCACUCUCGGUCUGACUCUGAACGAUACCUUCGAAGUCCGGUCUACGUUUGACCCUAGCCUAAGGCUCCUGACUCCAAAACCUCCCCGGUACAUGCUAUCCAUGAUUCAACACCUCCUCAACCUCCCCCUUCAACAUCCCAGGCGACCCCGAGUAAUUGAUGACCUCGCAGGUUUCAUUGAGGGAUUCAUUUUCCGUGGCGCUCCCGCUAACACACAAUACUAUGGUGAGGAAGACUGGGCAGCGCUGGAGAGGGAGUUCCUGGAAAAGGUACCGAGCGCAGUCGAGUACAUCAAAUCCUGGGACUGGGGUUAUGUGCCUGAUAAAGGGUAUUUGGACGUCGCUGAAGCCAUCGUUCGUGAUGCCAAAAAAUUGCGCACAGUUACCAACAUGUCGUGA
Molecule: messenger RNA, 822 nt
Organism: Aspergillus alliaceus
Lineage: Eukaryota; Fungi; Ascomycota; Eurotiomycetes; Eurotiales; Aspergillaceae
Exons: 3
Coding region: 1-822 (273 amino acids)
Source: RefSeq, a predicted model, not a curated record